GACUUCUAUCCUCCUUCAUUCCGUGACUACUGCACAGAAGCAGCUCUAUCGAUAUCCCAGCAUUCCUCUCUUUACAGCUCACGAAUCUAGACUUCCUCUGCCUCGCUCCUUCUGUAUACCGAGUCACAUGGUGUAGUCACAGUGCCUGUGUCCCAGCUCCGGUCACGUGCUGCCAGUGUUGUGUGGGUGGAGUCUGGCGGCCCGGAAGCGAUCCGUACGGAGGUUUUGGCGCGGAAGUCUGACAGAGAAGGCGAGGAGCAACUAAAAAAAAUGCAGGCGUUUCUAAAAGGAGGUACAUCUAUAAGCACCAAGCCCCUCAAAGAGAAAACUUCUGCAACCAGUUCUGGAAAUACCAGCGAUGGGAAGAAACCUAAACCUGUCCCAUGGGUGGAAAAAUACCGACCCAAAUGUGUGGAUGACGUUGCCUACCAAGAAGAAGUUGUGGCUGUCCUCAAAAAGUCGCUUCAAGGAGCAGAUCUGCCUAAUCUUCUAUUCUAUGGGCCACCCGGAACUGGAAAAACAUCCACAAUUUUGGCAGCGGCCAGGGAGUUAUAUGGGCCUGAAUUGUUUCGGCAGCGUGUGCUCGAGUUAAAUGCUUCUGAUGAAAGAGGAAUACAAGUAGUUCGGGAGAAAGUGAAAAAUUUCUCUCAGCUCACAGUUGGUGGCAGCCGUUCCGAUGGGAAGCCUUGCCCCCCAUUUAAGAUUGUUAUUCUGGAUGAAGCGGACUCGAUGACAUCAGCAGCACAGGCUGCGCUGCGACGCACCAUGGAGAAAGAGUCUAAAACAACUCGAUUCUGCCUCAUUUGCAAUUAUGUCAGCAGAAUAAUUGAGCCUUUAACCUCUCGAUGCUCCAAGUUUCGUUUUAAACCACUUGCUGAUAAAAUACAAACAAAAAGAAUUCUGGAUAUCUGCACAAAAGAAAAUGUGCUUAUUACAAAUGAGGCAGUAUCCCGUCUGGUUGAAGUAUCAGAAGGUGACUUGAGAAAAGCCAUCACUUUUCUGCAAAGUGCUACAAGGCUUACUGCAGGAAAAGAAAUUACAGAUGUUGUGAUAACAGAAAUUGCAGGGGUGAUCUCUAAAGAGACACUUGAUUCAGUGCUGGCUGCUUGUCAGAGUGGAUUAUUUGAGAAACUAGAAACUGUGGUUUUGAAUCUGAUAAAUAAUGGCCACGCAGCAACACAGCUUGUAAACCAACUCCAUGAUCUCAUCCUUGAACGAGAGGACCUCACCGAUAAACAGAAAGCGGCUAUUGCAGAGAAACUUGGUGAAGUUGACAAAUGUUUGGUGGAUGGAGCAGAUGAAUACCUGCAAAUGCUCAGUCUUUUUGCAGUUGUUAUGCAACAGAUGACCCAAAACAACUAAUAUAGCUAUAUCCCAAUGGAUGAGUCUGUCUUAAUUUGUUGUAUACACUUUGUGUAAAUGCUUGCAUCUUUUAAAAAAAGAUGAAAUAUAUAUGUAUAUAUUUUUUGUAAAGAAUGUUAUUGUUUUGGCAGCAAUAGAUUGUCAUGUAGUAUUGUAGAACUCAUUUGACUAGGCAAGUAACAAAGGGCACACCAAUAAAGCAGCAAUAUUUGAUUAUCAGGAGGUGAUGUCUUAAACAUUGAUGAGCAUUUUUUGUAUACACUUAUGAAAAUUUCCCAGUCAGUGUGUAUUAAAAAUGGAAAGUUUAAAGACGAGCUUGGCCGUUGCAAAGAGAAUUAUGGGGGCUUUAAUUGCUGACUUUCUUCUGAAAAUAAUAGUUGCUUGGCUUUCCUAAUUAAAUGACGUCAGUGAUUUUACCUUAAAACAAGUAUUCAGAGUUCUGAUGUCAGUUGUUGCAUGCUUCUUCCAACUUACUGAUUCAGACAGUAUUUAACCCAUAAAUGCCAGGUAACUAGCAUUUUUUUGAAUUUCAGUAAUGGCCGCACCAAUUUUCCAACUAGCACCUGUAUCCCUGGGCACCAUAUCCUGUAUCUCUUGAACCAUUUAAACCUAAUUUCGGUUUCAUGAGCAAGCUUUAUGGGAAAAAUCAUGCAGACAUAUUCAGUAAGGCAGAUUCAGAGCAAUGCUGAAGGACACAGUGUAGUAAUGAACAGCAAUUUGAUUUACAUUGAUUGAAGUCAAGUGACUGAAAGGUUAACUGAAUAGUUGCCAUAGUUUACUGCAGUUUGCUCCAUUAAAUGAACCUGUGUCCACAUCAUGCAGAUGUAAGUUGUUACAUACACCUUUAAAAAAAAAAAAAAAACAAGCAGUAAAAGUACAUAAAACCAAGUUCUAAUUCAUCUCUGUAUAUAUUAGUUCUGUGGAGAAAUACAUUUUCGAUUUCAAUACAA
This is a messenger RNA of Rana temporaria (common frog), 2312 nucleotides long. RefSeq names its product replication factor C subunit 4 (gene RFC4). Lineage: Eukaryota; Metazoa; Chordata; Amphibia; Anura; Ranidae. Gene Ontology annotation, biological process: DNA-templated DNA replication; DNA repair. The transcript is spliced from 11 exons. The record is from RefSeq and is a predicted model, not a curated record. Gene Ontology annotation, cellular component: DNA replication factor C complex; nucleus. Bases 271 to 1362 code for a protein of 363 amino acids. Gene Ontology annotation, molecular function: ATP hydrolysis activity; DNA binding; DNA clamp loader activity.